Messenger RNA from Exserohilum turcica Et28A, 948 nucleotides. RefSeq lists its product as uncharacterized. The record is from RefSeq and is a predicted model, not a curated record. The transcript is spliced from 3 exons. Bases 1 to 948 code for a protein of 315 amino acids. NCBI's taxonomy places the organism in Eukaryota, Fungi, Ascomycota, Dothideomycetes, Pleosporales, Pleosporaceae.
AUGUCUACCCUCUUUCACCUCUUCGCCAUUGGCGCUGCAGCCUCGACUGCCUUUGCAGCUCCUCCUCCCAUCCACAAACUCGAGCCGAGAGCUUGUAUGCCCCUUUCUGUUGGAAGCGGCCCCGUUCCAAGACCUGAUACGGCAGAGGCUUUUCUAGCUUUUGAGCCUUUCGCCAUAGCAGCCACGUCGGCGGCUACACCGCGUGGCUUCCUACAGGCAUAUUCUAACCUGCACACUACUUACAACGAGCCGUCUCAGUUCGUGCACUACGUGGCUUUGGAUUCGUACAACGUUGAGGAAUGCGCCGCAAUAUGCCGCAAAGAAGAAAAAUGCAACGCCUUCGCCAUCUUCUUCGAGCGCGCCCCCCUUCUUGAGCCCGGCGCCGGGUGCCUGAAUCCGGCCUCUACGACGCUCAUCAAGUGCACCAUGUGGGAUGGCACGAUUACCCCCCAAACCAGCAUUACCGACGGCCAGCUGCAGGGCGAGUUCCGCGCCGUCAUGGCGGGCUCCAACGCCUACGUCAAAGACGUUACCGCCGCCAACGACUCAAACAGUCUACGCGCCCUGGAGGACGAGUGGACGUCUGAAGAGUACGAAAACGGCGCUGCAAUUGAGGCCCCGCUAGACUGCAACGGUAACGACACGUACAUGGGCAUGUCGGCGUGGGACGACGGCAAAUUCGAUGCUCAGAGAUGCAUUGAGGCGUGCAAGGCGGCCGACGACCAUGAUCUCAAAGACCGCACCUGCAACUUUGUCAAUACGUACAUGCAGCGGCAGGAUGGCGUGCCGGUUGCUCAGCACUGCGCCAUGUUUUCUGAGUAUUGGCCUGCUACAUACGCUACCAACGUUGGUCAGAACCGCGGUCCGAAUGAUGUUGGUGUCUCCAACACGGAUUCGUAUGGGUAUGUCGUGAUGAAGACGGGUUUUUGGAAAAUUGUAGUUUGCUGA